Messenger RNA from Aureobasidium melanogenum CBS 110374, 1044 nucleotides. RefSeq names its product putative MIPC synthase subunit. NCBI's taxonomy places the organism in Eukaryota, Fungi, Ascomycota, Dothideomycetes, Dothideales, Saccotheciaceae. Bases 1 to 1044 code for a protein of 347 amino acids. Gene Ontology annotation, molecular function: mannosyltransferase activity. The record is from RefSeq and is a predicted model, not a curated record. Gene Ontology annotation, biological process: mannosyl-inositol phosphorylceramide biosynthetic process. The transcript has 2 exons.
AUGCGCAGACCUGUGCUCCUUUUCCUCAUCCUCAACCUUGCCAUCGUCGCCUUUCUCAUCCAUUCGGUCUGGACCCUGCUAUCUCUCCUAGUCGUCGACGGCUCUGAAGAUGCAAUCUCGCGUGCCGAGCUCCCUGCUCCUGGCUCCGAUCUGAUCGACGGUCGCCCACAGAUGAUCCCCAAAAUUAUUCACCAAACAUACAUCAACGAGAGCAUUCCAGAAGUCUGGCAGGAACCUCAAAAAAGCUGCAUCGAAUUGCACAAAGAUUGGGAAUACAAGCUGUGGACCGAUGCUGCCUCACGCGAAUUCAUCGCUGCAGAGUAUCCUUGGUUCCUCGAGACCUUUGACAACUACGAAUUCCCAAUUCAGCGCGCUGAUUCGAUCCGCUACUUUGUGCUUGCCCACUACGGUGGUAUCUAUCUCGACCUCGACGAUGGCUGCAACCGUCGUCUUGACCCUCUGCUUUCCUACCCGGCUUGGUUGCGCCGCACUCUGCCUACUGGUAUCUCCAACGAUGCAAUGGGUUCUGUCCCUCGUCACCCUUUCUUCAUGCGUGUCAUUGACGACCUACCUCGCUACAACCGCAAGUGGGUUUUGCCGUACAUUACCGUCAUGGCUUCGACUGGUCCGCUCUUCCUGAGCAUCAUUUGGCGCCAUUGGAGCUCCGAAGGGCUCAAUGAUGGCGAUGGUCUCGAUGGAGGCAGAGUUCGAAUUUUGUUCCCUGACGAGUACAACAACCACCCCUGGAGCUUCUUCACUCACCAUCUUGGCAACUCAUGGCAUGCAGGCGAUGUCAAACUCAUCUUCUGGAUGCUGAAACACUGGGUGAUGCUCACCGUCAUUGGCUUCCUGACAGCAGGCGUUGUCUUUGCCGUUUCUUACUACCUCUACAACCGCUUCUUCGUCUCCCACAGGCCUUGGCCCGUGUCGGUGCGCAAACGCUUCCCCAUGGGCUUGUUCAGACGCCUUAGCAGCGGUAACGUGACAUCGAAGCAACGACAAUCUUAUGAGCUCGUCCGACGUGACGAGGAAGACGCCAUGUAA